Caenorhabditis remanei is the source of this 1011-nucleotide messenger RNA. RefSeq lists its product as uncharacterized. The transcript has 4 exons. Lineage: Eukaryota; Metazoa; Nematoda; Chromadorea; Rhabditida; Rhabditidae. The record is from RefSeq and is a predicted model, not a curated record. The coding region runs from base 1 to 1011 and encodes 336 amino acids.
AUGGACUUAAAUCAGCAUUGGUCACUUAUUUCUCGUUCAGAGAGAAAAUCGUAUUUAGAAUAUUAUCCAUCUCCACUCGGCCAUUUCAAAACGGUUUUCAUCGUUCAAAACAUUCACCCAGUUCUCGAAAAUGAUGACCACGCCCUCAUUUCACAGUACUUUAACAAAAUGAAUAUUGGUUUUUCUCAUGCGUUAGCCAUAGUUAACACACGACUUGUUCUUUCCGCCUAUUGUCGAGUGAAUGAUCCGAAUGUUGGAAAAUGGAGAAUCAAAGCGAAUUUGAAGUUCACUAUCAACGAUUACAAUCAUAGAGAUGAUUCAAUAAUCUAUGACUGUGGAGAUGUUUGGUUUGAUAACAACAUUAAUUUUAUUCAACGGACAACUUUCCUUACUGCAAAUGAUAUACUAAAUCAAGAUUUUGGAUUUGUUAGAGGCACUCAAAUGAUAAUCGGAACAGAUAUCAGGAUUCUGGAGGUAGAAGGAUUCCAUCAACCAGUUGUUAUGAAUCAUCGUGUGCCACCGGAAAAUCCUGAGAAUCGAUUUGUCUUCGCCUAUCCAAAUGAGAACUUGUACUGCAGCAAAGAAAUAAUGGAUAUUCUCUGCGAAUUGAAUGGUGAUAAGAAAGUGUCUGCAAGUGGAAGAAUCCAAUUCCAAAUAGCAUCUCGCGGACCCCUCGAAGAGUUCCUUGACUGCCUCUAUGGCGCCCCAAUACCGGUUCAUGGUCGAGGAGGGCUUAAAGAUUUUCUGAAUAUAGCUGAUCAUUUCUUGGUGAGAGCAGUUACUCAAAGAGUUGCCACUGCGGUGAUCCACGACGCGGGUGUAAAUGAAGUGAAUUUGGAAUUCUUGAAGUUAGCAGUUCAACGUAACAUGAGAAGAGUCGUCCACCGCUGGUUGAUCGGAAAGCAAUCAAUCAAUAAAGAAGACGUUGUGGAUUUGGGUGUUCAUAGAAUGUCAGGAGAGAUUAUGAAGGCGAUUGUGUUGUCAACUGUACCAUGCAAAGCAUUCAUUUGA